GGACAAGGAUAAGGCUUCCGAAUUCCAAAUAGGGUUUUGUAUUAAUUACAUUCCAAGUGCCACGUGUCAAAUGUUAUUCCACACUCCUAGUGUAACAAUUGGUAUCUUCUUGUCCUAAUUUUAAACCCAAAAUGUGUUGAAAUCGUAUCAUGAAAAAAAAAAAAUCUUUUAAAUUUCAAUUGGUACCUUAUAUUGGUUGUGCUGCCAAUUUUCCUCAUUUGACAAAAUCAAAGCACCUUUCCUUAAAACACAAAGCAAAACUUCAUCUUUCCAAUCACUGCAUCUCCACUCCUUCAUGCUACAUCUUCCAUAACACAACAACAACAACAAAAACACACACACUCAUAAUCAACACCAUAUUAUACUAUCAUCACAUACAUGCAAUCCAAAGGGGAAGAAAUUAAAGGGGUUCAAAAAUGAAGAGCCGUUAUCCGUUACAGGGGAAACGGUGGUUGGUGGGCCUGGCCGUGGUGGGCCUCGUUGUCGUCGGGCUUUUCCUCUCAACCACAGGCCGAUCCUCGGAAACUGCUUACCUGUGUCCGGGCACGCUCGGGAUCCGAACCCGAAAAGAAUUCAGUUACGACCCGGCACCGAUGCAGAUGCGCGCCAUUCUCCACUACGCGACCUCGCGCGUGGUGCCGCAGCAAUCGGUGGCGGAGAUCAAGGUCAGUCUUGACGUGAUAAAGUCACUGGGCCGGCCAUGCAACUUCCUGGUCUUCGGGCUGGGCCACGACUCCCUCAUGUGGGCCUCGUUCAACCCGGGUGGCACCACGGUGUUCCUGGAGGAGGAUCCGAAGUGGGUCCACUCGAUCUUGAAAGACGCGCCAGGCCUGCGGGCUCAUACCGUCCAUUACCGUACGCAGCUUCGCGACGCCAAUACGCUGCUCACCUCGUACCGCACCGAAGCCACGUGCAAUCCUACGACGGCGUACCUGCGUGGCAACAAAGCGUGCAAGCUGGCGCUGGAUAAUCUCCCCGACGAGGUUUACGAGACGGAGUGGGACAUGAUCAUGAUCGACGCGCCCAAGGGGUACUUCGCGGAGGCCCCGGGGCGGAUGUCGGCGGUGUUCUCCGCCGCUGUAAUGGCGCGUAACCGGAAGGAACCCGGUGUGACGCACGUGUUCUUGCAUGACGUGGAUCGCAAGGUGGAGAAGCUUUACGCGGAAGAGUUUCUGUGUCGGAAGAAUUUGGUGAAUGGUGCUGGAAGGCUUUGGCACUUUAAGAUGCCUCCUUCUAACGACACUUUCGCUUCUCGUUUCUGCUAGAAAUUUCUUCACUGCUAACCAUUCCCAUAAAUCUUCAUCUUUUUUGCUUCUUCUUUUCUCUCUGGUUAGAGUAUGAUUCAGCAUCGUGUUGUGUAUCGGAUCUUACAUUAUAUUUUACUCUCUCUUUGAUUGUUACUAUCUUUUACUUUCCAAUUUUACUUUUUGUAAUUCCAAAUCCAGACCAAAGGAUUCACCUGCUUAUAGGACUGUUUUCUCAUGUCCACUUUUCCGACAGCGCAACGUGUGAUUGCAUGGUGAAGGAACGUGCUUGCUUGGCUUAUUCAAGAGAAAAUAUUACGUGCACUUAACUUGUUAGUAUUAAUUAAUUGUAGCUUCUGGUUGACUUUUAUAGUUAAUGUGAGAAUCUCUUGUAUUUUAUGAAUUUAUGAAUGAGAAGUGAUA
Vigna unguiculata (cowpea) is the source of this 1667-nucleotide messenger RNA. RefSeq names its product arabinogalactan O-methyltransferase 1-like. The record is from RefSeq and is a predicted model, not a curated record. Gene Ontology annotation, biological process: xylan biosynthetic process. NCBI's taxonomy places the organism in Eukaryota, Viridiplantae, Streptophyta, Magnoliopsida, Fabales, Fabaceae.